This is a messenger RNA of Prorocentrum cordatum, 877 nucleotides long. Lineage: Eukaryota; Dinophyceae; Prorocentrales; Prorocentraceae. The record is from the annotation of a GenBank genome assembly.
GAUCAUGGAUCUGCGAGUGCCCGUCCCGGAGCCCGGCAGCCUGCGGUCCGAGGAGGAGCUCCACAUGGACAAGGUGCUGCACAGGGCUUCGUCCUACCCAGCUCAGACGACUUACUUCCUGUACUGGAUCGGCAGCAGCACCACGGACCCCGAGUCGGGGGGCUCCGCGGGCGCCUGGGGGUACAUCGUGAGCCGCGCAGGGAGCCAGAAGCUCGCCCGGCACAUGAGCUUCAUGUGGGAGUCUUACGACGACCAGCUUCAGUGCAUACUGCAGGGGGCCGACCGCUUCUCGCGCGAGCUCGGCGAGCGCCGCCUGUGGGCGGUGUUCCCGCCCGUCGUCACCUCCGACGGCACCUGGCCCUCGGCCAACGCCGGCGACGACCUGGUCUGCGGCCGGCAGGCCGCGCCGGUCAGCCCGCACGCCUCGUUCCGGGACCGGAGCCUGCUGCAUCCGCUGGCGGAGCUGAUCCUGUGCCCGGAGCCGCAGGUGCCGUUCGGCGCUGGUGGCCAGCUGUCACCCGAGGCGCUGCUGAAGGUUUGUGCCAUGGCGCUGGCGUGGCCGUCGGCGAGCGCGGAGUGCCUGGACGCGUCCCAGGGCUGGGCCAGCCUCCUGGAGCACCGCCGCAGCGUCAGCAGCGAGCUGCAGAAGGAGCUGCAGAUCCAGGUGCGGCUGCGGCGGCCCAUGCUCCUCUUCGCGUCCGAGUCGCUCGCGCGCUGCUGGACGCUGCUCGCCGCCAUGCCGCGCCUGGGCCUGGACAUCAGGCAGCUCGCGGCCCUGCACGUGCUGGUCGUGCAGGCCGGGCCGGAGGAGUGCUUCUGCCCGCAGGCGCUCUUCCGAGACCUGGCGGCGCUCGCGCCGCAAGCCGCGGUGACGCUG